GCAAAAAAAAUCGACUCACACCCGAAGUGAAUUCUUAUUUAUUACGAUUCUGAAUCAAGUAAUAUUAAUAGUCUUUGAGCCAUACUCCUCAUGUCAGCAGCCAAGAAGAGAUUUUCUGUAUUAUCAUUUGUAAUAGGUUGCAAGAAUCGCUUUGGAUUGAGAACUGAGUUGAAUUGGACUGGAAAAGAAUUGUGAUUUGUGGGUGGUUGAAGGAGUUGAAAAUUUCAUGUGCACGACACGCUGAUGAUGAUGAUGAUGAAGAUAGGAGGAGGAAGAGGAAUGGUACGGAGCGCUUGAUUGCUGGAAGCACAGAUGCAGUCAGGACCCUGAAUGACCCAAGUAGGACGCUUUUGUCCAACAAUGUCUUCUGACCCCUCCAUGUCAGCUGCUACGCCAGUAAGAGAAGUCAAAAGUAAUGGGACAGCGAGGACGGAGGACGAAGACCGCAAACGUCUUUACUGCUCGCUCUGCAAAGUGGCCGCCAACUCUGCCUCGCAGCUGCAAGCUCACAAUAGCGGCACCAAGUACAAGACCAUGCUGGAGGCGAGGAACGGCGCCGGCGCCAUCAAGUCCUUCCCGAGGCCGGGCGUCAAGGUCAAUGCAGCGCCGCCGGCCAGCGAGUCGUGGGGCGGCCUGCAGAACAGAACCUUCCAGUGUGAGAUCUGUGACGUGCACGUCAUCUCGGCCACGCAACUCAAGCAGCACAUCAGCAGCAGGGGACAUAAAGGCAGAGCAGCAGGCAAAGCAGCCAAGCCCAAAUUCAAGCCCUACACUGCCGGCCAGCGUCACACUCGCAUCCUGACGCUUCGUUGGACCAGGGAGAAGAAUCACAGACGCAUCAAACACACAAACUCCACGUUGUCGCUGCCGUCCUUCCAUCUCCAUCCUGCCACAGACUCAAGCCCCGCCCUGUUUCAGGCUCCGCCCCUCCUAUAGGCUCUCAUGCGCCCGAGCCCCGCCCCCGUCUGUGCAAUGCCACUUCUGUUUCCUCACUACUGACUUCAAAUUUGCAUCAAAUAGGUAAAAAAAUGACUAUUUCCCUCCUUUUAAUGGCCUUAAAGUCCCUUUAAACAAGAUUUGAAAUAUACGCACCACUGUUACUUGUUUGAAUAGUCAAGUUGAUGUGGGCGUGCAGGUUUAAAAUGUCAUCAAGACCAAAAAGGUGUCAGCACCAAAAUAGCAGACAGUCUUUGCCUGAUGGCUCUAAGGCAGAGUGUCCAACUGCUUGACCUCAAACGUGGAUGGUGAGUGCAAAGAAGAGUGAGGAGACUAUUUCAGAAAACACUGGCAUGGUACUUCAGAUAAAACUGUUGCCAAGUUUUGUGCAAAUAAAUGGCAUGGA
This is a messenger RNA of Nerophis ophidion (straightnose pipefish), 1342 nucleotides long. RefSeq names its product zinc finger protein 385D-like. Gene Ontology annotation, molecular function: zinc ion binding; nucleic acid binding. The transcript is spliced from 6 exons. Lineage: Eukaryota; Metazoa; Chordata; Actinopteri; Syngnathiformes; Syngnathidae. Gene Ontology annotation, cellular component: nucleus. The coding region runs from base 331 to 936 and encodes 201 amino acids. The record is from RefSeq and is a predicted model, not a curated record.